UGCUCUGAAGCCUACUGAUAUGGAGCCGUUAUGGAUUCAUGUAACCUAUGCUUGGUUUAGACCAGAAGUUUGCUUUGCGAGUGAUGAGAAAAGGAGCCUGGACUCCGAAUUUUAAGGAUCCCCAACUCAUUUGUAAAGGGGUAAGGUCCCAAAAACCUUAUAUCAAGUACCUGGGAUCAUACCAAACCUCAUCUUUGAACCCUCUUUAGGCCUUGCACGGCCGCACACUGGUCUCACGAAAGAAUUAAGGAGAAAGACAGCAGAUAACGCCCGCGCGCCAAUAGGGAGUAAACGAAUCCUUGCGCCAUUUCUCUACAGCAAAAGGAUAAAAAUCCUAGCAAAUACUUCCGCCUAAAUAAUACCCAGACUUGGAUAUUAUUUACUAAGUUGAUACCACACAGUAAAAAGUCACACUGGAUUAUGGCAAUAAUCUUCUAGAAGACUCAAUCAUGCACCACCAGACGUUUAUAACCGUCUGGACACGUAUCAUCACUCCAAGCCAUCCUGAAAUCACGAUGAUGGCAUAUAAUCGGAGAGAAACCUCCACUUACCCACUUUCCACGUGGCAAUUCCCCAGCCUUUGAUUAAGAUCGUGAUCCGUGUGCUUCCACAAUCCGAUCAAAAGGAAAAGUAACCGCUUACGGAGUUAGCAUCUUCCGUUACUAUUUCAGCAACGAGUUUUCCCGCCCAAACUCUCGGCUAUAAAUAUGAGAGUAAUUCAGGUAUGAAUUUCAAGUUACACACACACUUCGGCAACUUCUUCUUCUUCAUAAACACAUACUUAUUCUCACGCCGGAGUCGGGUCAAGGAGAGAACCUCCCUUCUCCCCUUGACGAGUCUAACGGUGUUCUAUUUUGCAGUUUUCACCGGAGAAGAAGAUCUGUCCCUUCGAAUCAAGCGAGAGAGAACCAACCCUUUCAUGCAGAACCUAACCCUCUAGAUAAUUUGAUUCUGGUCAUUUAUCUAGUGUUUCUUCAGGUACACUCAAGAUGGAUGAUCUAUUCUUGAAUCCGAUCAGUGACAUGUACGCGUUUGCUGGAAACUCCGGAAACGAUGAUACUUCAUCGAGCAAUGUGAAUGAAAAUCCAACGGUUGUGAAGAAAAAGGAAGCUUGGGAAUCGGAAAGUGCUUUUGGAACGUUCAACAAACCCCCAAAGCUAAUGGCUAUCGAAGAGUACAGUAGAUGGUCGAGAAAGUUUGAAGAUUGGUUGAUGGCGUUUGCAUUUGCUAGUUGGAGGAGUUUGAAGAACGGCUAUGAACAUGGAGAUAAAUCUGGUGAAAUGUUGACGUCAGCUGAUGAGAUUGAUUCAUUUGUAGCUGAACAGAAGUGUAUAGCGUUGUUGUUUUAGUCGGUUUGGGAAGAUAUUAUUUCUUUGAUAGAUUAUUCAAAUGCGAAAGAUCUCUGGAAGAAGUUAGAAACAAAGUGCUUAGGAAGUUCUGAAAUUGUCAAAAACAAAAGAAAACUUCUUAGAAAAGAGUUUGAUCUUUUUGGGUGUCUAAAGAAUGAGUCUGUCUGUAAAAUGAUAGAAAGGUUUGGUCAUUUGAAGCUAGAGUUAGCAAGACAUGAUAUCAGAUAUUCUGAAGAAGAUCUUGUUGACAAGUUGUUUGAUUCAUCGCCAGACGAGAUGGAUUGGAGAUAUUACGCUUUAAUGCUGAAGAAUACCAUCAAGGCACCAGAAAAGUUAACUUUAGAUCUGCUGAUUGAAAAACUCGAGAGUCAUGAGUUGGAGGUGAAGAAGACAUUCAAAGUUAAUCAUUCAUCCUAUCAGCAGAAUCUGGAUCUUUAUUAUCCAAAGAGUAUGAUGCCAAAAGCAACUUCUCCCAAAACUGCGUUUUCUUCUGAAAAUGUGUCGACAGCAAGCAAAGAAAGUCAAAGCAGUGGAAAUCACAGUGGUUAUCAUAGUGGAAUUUCAUCAUCUACAAGUCAUUCUGAUGCUAAGUUUCAAUGCAACAUCGCGAUAGAUUUGAAGAAUGCUCAGAAUUUUGACGAGGAUUCGGCUAAGCAGCAGAUGGUCUUCUUAGCGUCAGUGUUGGAAUCAUAUGAAGGGUUAGUAGCUGGGAAGAUCGGUAACACAAACCUGACGAAAGAGGACUAUGAUCAAAUAGAUCCUGAAGAAAUGGAGUUAAUCGAUAUUUGUUGGGCUAUGGCUAGUGCUGUUCGUCGUGCUCAGCGUUUCAUGGAAAUAACGGGCAGAAAGUCAAUUGGUGGCCCGUCUACAAAAUUAGGAUUUGAUAAAUCGAAGGUGACAUGCUUUAAGUGCAAACAAAAAGGUCACUUCAAACGAGAAUGCAGAAACGCUUAUGCUGAUGAGUCGGAGAAUCCUUUCAGAGAGGAUUACUACAAGAAGGCGAUUUAUCACCAGAAUAAAUCUGAGCCGCCUAGAUUGAAGCAGGUUGAAGAUAACAAAGAGAAAUCUAGAGCACUUGUAGUGAUCUAUGAUGAUGAGGGUUAUGAUUGGAGCAAAGAGGUUCUACCGGAGGAAGACGCGGUUGGUUACGCGUUUAUGGCGAAAAAUGAACCUAUUCCAUGGAAAGAUAAUCGAACAGAAGAGCAGAAGUAUAGAUACAGAAAAAUGAUUGCUGAAAACAAAAUCAUAGACUUUCUGGUAUCUAUCAGGAAGCGAAGAGAGCGAGAAGAUGGGAUCCGGACAGAGAAUGCUACCUUGAUCCGUAUGGAAACAUUGUGAUCGACGACAAAACACUGGAUAUUGAAGCCAUCAUCAAGGAAUACAAAGAAGAAGAUGAGUACUGGCAGAAUAAGUGGUGGGGAACUGGUGAUGAAAAAGAGAAAGAAGAGAAAGAAAGAAAAGAAAAAGAGAGAAAAGAGAAAGAAGAG
Messenger RNA from Helianthus annuus (common sunflower), 2836 nucleotides. RefSeq lists its product as uncharacterized. The transcript has 3 exons. The coding region runs from base 1521 to 2687 and encodes 388 amino acids. The record is from RefSeq and is a predicted model, not a curated record. NCBI's taxonomy places the organism in Eukaryota, Viridiplantae, Streptophyta, Magnoliopsida, Asterales, Asteraceae. Gene Ontology annotation, molecular function: zinc ion binding; nucleic acid binding.